AUGCCGAGCCCGGAGAGAAGGGAGUUGGCAGAGGCUGUUGUCCGCCACCUGCGCCGUGCCGGCGUGAGGCUCAAGCGCUGGAAGCCCCCCCUGAGCGACUCGCCCUGCCAGGAGAAAUCUCCCCUGGCAUCACCCGCCGGCCCGUUCGGGACCCCGCUGCACGCGCUGCCCCUCUCGGAGAGUGUGGAGGGAGUACCGCGGUUCCUGGUGCAGAUCUGCGAGGCCCUGCGGCGGCAUCUGCACACGGAGGGGCUGUUCCGGAAAUCCGGCUCCGUGACCCGCAUCAAGGCCUUAAAGGCCCAGCUGGAGGCCGGGGAGAGCUGCCUGGACUCGGCUGCCCCCUGCGACCUGGCUGCGCUGCUCAAACAAUUCCUGCGGCACCUGCCCGAGCCCCUGAUCCCAGCCGAGCUGCAGGAGCCCUUGUGCCGCGCCCAGCAGCACCCAGCCGAGGGCGAGCGGGGCCCCCUCACCCUGCUGCUGAGCUGUCUGCUGCCCCGCCACAGCGCCCGCGCCCUCCGCUACUUCUGCACCUUCCUGCGCGACGUGGCGGCCAGGUGCCAGGAGAACAAGAUGGACGAGGCCAACCUGGCCGUGAUCUUCGCCCCCAACCUCUUCCCCAGCUGUGCGCUGAGUGACGCGCCGGGCGCCGAGCGGCGGCUGCUGCUCCAGGCGGGUGCUGUGCAAGCCCUGAUCAGCCACGCGCCCCACAUUGUGGACAGGGGCUGGGUAGCAGCAAAGAGGCACCUGACAGAUGGGGGUGUCCGGGGGCUGCAGGCAAGUGGCUCUGGGGUGACGGGAAGGGGAUUCUCAGUCCUGGGGUGUCUUGGCUCCGAGCCCCCCCGUGUCUCCCCUCUAGGCAGAGUCCCCCAGUUUCUCCUGGACAAACUCCCAGCUCCUGCCCCUGAGCCAGACAGCGGCUGCCAGAGCCAGGCGGGGCCCGGGGAUGCCGGAGACGGGCUGGCGGAGCGGAACCAGAGACUUCGCCGGAGGAGCGUUGGUGACAUUGUGAACGGGGCCCUGACCAAACUGAGAGUGGGGCGUGGCGCUGUGGGGCUGGGAGUGGACUCCCCGAGCGGCUCCAGCCUGGUGCCCCAGACGACCCCCUUCAGCGCCAAGCGCAAGGCCUUGGAGGAGCUGGUCCAGGAGGCCCUGCUGGGCACCAAGAAGCGGAGACCCGCCGUGGGGCCGGCUGGCUCGGAUCUCUCCACGGACGAGGCCGGGGACCCCUUGGAUCAGCCCCUGGAUGAUGCUCCUGCCAGCCCCCCCGAGGUCUUCACCGACAGCCCCCCAGAGCUGUCCCCCGCUGUGGGGACUCUGCCCCCCAGUGCCGGCCUGCACCGAAGGAAGAGCAGCUGCAAGAGGCAUCCUCAGAGGAAGCUCUCUGCCCGAUCCGCCCGCGGCUCCCCAGACCCCUUCGAGCGACAGGACGCGGGGCGCAAAUCCUUGCGUGUUUUCGCCCGUAGCGGGAAGGAGCUGCCUCCCCCGGACUUCGCCAAGCAGGACGCCAAGGCCCCCGAGCCCAGCAGUUGGCACCUGAUGAAGAGGGUGGUGGCAGACUCCCUGGAGGGGCACCGAGCCCCACAGAGCUGGGUCCCGCUGCCCUUGUCCAGGCCCACGGAGCCGGAUGAUGGGACACCUGCUGUGGAAGACCCCGCUGCCGGGCACAGGAAGCAAGACCCCGUGCCCUGGGCGGGAUCUGCGGACGCCGGCAAGAAGCCGUGCACCAAGGAGCUGGACCUGGAGGCCUGGUCCAGAAGCUGCCCUGGGGUCCCCCGCAGGCAGCAGCGGGCCCUGCGCAGGUCCCUGAGCUGGCCGGAGGGCCUGUCGGGGGCAGAGGGCAGCGUCAACGACCCCCCAGGAGCUGCCGGGUCAGGCAGCUCCCCAUCCCGCCCUGGAGGAGGUGAGAUGGAGCCACUGGAUGACGCCCCGGGGAGCCGACCUGGCCUGGAGCCGCUGGGCACGCCCAUGCUGUGCAUCACAUUGGCCCCUGGCGGUACUGUGCCCGGCUGCCUGGGGGCUGGGGAGGGUGGCGAGGAGGAGGAGCGGCCAGCUCCUGGCUCUCUUGCCCAGCAUCUUCCCAGCCCUGAUGGUGCCCCCAGGCGCCAUGUGAAGCGACUGACCCUGGCCUUCCCGCGCUCCCCCGCCCAGCCCGCCGGAGCCGGCACCCCCAAGCGGGUGGCCCGAGGCCGGCGCUUCGGGCGCUCGCUCAGCCAUGAGAGUGCCCUGCCCAGCGGGGUCCAGGCCCAGGCCUCGGGGCGGGGCAACUCUGGCCUGCAGCCCCCCAAGAGUCCACUGAGCUACUUCCGGGCCUGCGGGCGGCAGAUCUUGGUCAGCCACAAGCACCUCACCCUGGCCUUUGCGGGGCUGCGGGGCCGGAGGGAGCCGGGCAGGGCCAUGCCCACCGCCAGCCCCCAGGAUGUGGCCCCCGCCGGCCCCUCCUGCGACCCCCAGCUCCAGCAGCUGCUGGGGGCCAAUCGGCACCACUCCCCCAAAAAUCCCCCCCUGCCGGCUACUAAACUCACUGCCAGCCAGGGCUCCCUGGAUCUGUGA
Molecule: messenger RNA, 2550 nt
Organism: Chrysemys picta bellii (western painted turtle)
Lineage: Eukaryota; Metazoa; Chordata; Testudines; Emydidae
Source: RefSeq, a predicted model, not a curated record